Helianthus annuus (common sunflower) is the source of this 504-nucleotide messenger RNA. Its product is annotated as extensin-like. Bases 1 to 504 code for a protein of 167 amino acids. NCBI's taxonomy places the organism in Eukaryota, Viridiplantae, Streptophyta, Magnoliopsida, Asterales, Asteraceae. The record is from RefSeq and is a predicted model, not a curated record. The transcript has a single exon.
AUGGUGAUGAUCCGUGUGAGCCACCAGCAGUUGCUCCUGGCCAUUGAUUAUGUGAUGAUCCAAUGGUGGACAUCUCUCCUGCUCUUCUUCUCUAUCUUAAACAAACACACACCUCCUCUCAUUCUUCAUCCUCCUCAUACACAACACACAUUCCAUUUUCUCCAACCUUCAACUACACACCACCAACAUCAAGCUCUACCAUCGCUGGACCAAAACGACUAUCAAGCUCCUCCACCACCACUGGACUACCACCGUGAAGCUCUGCCAUUGUCAAGCUGGACCACCACCAAUGUCACCGUCAAGCCGGACCACCACCACUGUCAAGCUGCACCACCACGUCAAGCUCCACCGCCACCGUCAAGCUGUUCCCGUCAAGCUUCGUCACUUCGCCACCACGGGACUACCACCAUAAGCCAUCGUCAAGCUCCACCACCACCGUCAAGCUCCACCACCACUGUCAAGCUGCACCACCACCGUCAAGCUCCUUCUCCGGCCACUAGCUAA